UCCAAGUUCAAUAGAUGCUGACAAAACAGACAAAGAGUUUUCAAAACAACACUUCUGCGUGUCAAACAAUUCUGGAAGAAGAAUAUGGCGGAUAUGAUGCGAGAAAAUUUGAUGUCAAAGCAACAAUUUGAUAACUUAUCGGAAGAUGGAUACUUCUCUGGAGCUAAUACAAGCAGGGCAGCUAACCAUGAUGCUUUCAUGAUAACACAGGACUACAAAAACACAAAUAUUAAUUUUGAAAAAUAUGCUUUUGACGACAUCUAUCAACCACUUUCUAGUUCAAUAAACGAUCCCAUUUCAUCUAGGAUGGAGGGUAAAGGUAUACUUUUUGACCGAUUGAAAGAAGCACAAGAUACAAUUGACCAAUUGUCUACCAAACUUUUUUACUGUGAGAAUGAGAUAGCUAUUUUAAGUCAGCGCAAACAUGCUUUUGAAACUGGGUAUCAUAAACUCGAGAAGGAAAACAAACAGUUGCUUAUGGAAAAAAUAGUAAAAGAGAGGCUGUUAAAAAAGAUUAACAAUAUGGAUGCUGAGGUCAGCAAUUUGCUGAAGACUCAUCAGCAACUUGUUGAUAAACAUCAUGAGCAAGAAAAAAGUCAUGCACUUUUGAAAAUGCAGACGAAGCUAUUAGAGGAGGAGAACCAAAGUUUGAAAAUUGUGAAUAAUACACUAACAUCUACAUCAGAAGAGGAGAAAACCAACCUAGAAGAGUUAAAAGUAUCACAGCAAGAAGUGUCCAACAAGUUAGUGAUUACGAACAUUGAGAAAAACGCUUUAUCAUCAGAGUAUGACCGAAUGGUUAAAACACAACACCAGAGUGAACAAGAAAUCCAAGAACUACGAAAACAUCAAAAAAAGCUAGAAAAACUACUCGAGGAAAGUACACAUAAGUUACAAAUAAGCAAAAAUAAUAAUUCAAGUUUGGAAGAACAAAACAAUUUUUUCAAGUCAGAAUUGCAAGUAGCUGUAGAGAGAAAAAUAACAAUCGAAAAAGUAAUGUCAGAAGAAGUUAAUCAAAUUAAAAAACAAAACGAAGUUGUAUUAACUACAAAUGAAAUGUUGGAAAAAGAACUAAUUACAAAGAAGGAGUUAUGUGACCAGCUUAAAAGCAGAAUUGAAGAGAUAAGUGGGACGAACACUGUUUUAAAGAACCAAUCUUGUGAGUUGGAGAGACAAUACAGAGAACUUUUAUCAACUAAUAGUUUACUAGAAAACAAUAUAGAAGAGUUAAAAGAAACUGUCAACAAAACAGAACGAGAGGAAAUGAUCAUGUCUCAAAAACUUUCUGUUUAUGAAUCUGAGAAAGAGAAUCACGAAAACCAGUUAAAAAAAUUAAAAAAAAAAUCUGAUGCAAAUGUAACAGAAUUUGAUGCUCGAAUACAAAAGCUUCAAAAACAAAGCUUAAAAAUGAAGGAGGUGUACCUAGCGGAAAAAGAAAAAAUGAGAAAUGAAUAUGAAGUAAAAGUAAAAACGCUCGUUCAAAAUAAGAAAUGUUUAGAAGAAAGUAAUGCACAGUUAUCACUUGAGCUUAACGAUUUAAAGGAAAAGUUCUUUAAGUUAGAGCACACUCUGGAUUCUGUUCGAAAAGAAAAUACUAAGCAUGCAUCUAUACAAUAUCAAGAAAUAUCUGAAUUAGAAUCUGUGAAAGCCAAAAUCACUGAGGAGUGUAAAAAUCUGAGAACAGAAAACAUACAGUAUGAUGCUCAAAUUGAUGAGUAUUCGCUUGCCUUGCAAGACGUCAAAUCUAAAUAUGAUCAUUUAAAUAGAAAUUUUAAUGAAAAGGUGAACAAAAUACAAAACUUAGAAAAACAAGUUAAAGAUUUAAGCACUGAAAACAAUGAUUUGAAGUCAAAAGAUAAAGGCAACACCGAAUUAAUAGACUUGUUACAAAAACAAUCAAAGUCUGAAAUCUUAGCUGAACAAAAGACAAGUGCAAAGAGAAUUCAAUCCUUAGAAACUCAAAUAAAAGAUUAUCAAGAACAGUGUCAAAAAAUUAGAGAUGAAAAGGAGAAAAAUACGAAGUUACAUGAACAGGAGAUUUCUGGUUUGUUAAACAACCACCAAAAGAAGUUUGAGGAGAAAUUAAAUGAAAAACAUGAAUUACAAGCCCAAUGUAAAUCUCUUACAGAGAAAACGACUAUGUAUUCUGAACUGCUGGAGCAAAAGCAAAGUGAAAUUGAAAAGCUUUCUUCGCUUAACACUUCAAAUGGAAAUGAAAUAUCAAAUUUAAAAGCAAAAAUAAAAGAACUACAAGCUGAAGAAAUUAAAGCAUCAAACCUGAAGAAUGAAAUCAAAGGUUAUAAAAAGAAUGUAGAAGAGCUGGAAUCAAGAGUUGCUAUAGUAACUACUGAAAAUGAGAUAUUACUAGGUGAACGGAAAGAUUCUACAAAACAUACAAGUGAACUUCUUGAACGCUUAAACCUAACUAUGAAGAAAAUGGAAGAACAGAGUAAACAGAUGCAUGACGAUAAGGAGAAUCGUCUUACUGAAGAGCAACAAUAUAAGAAGGAAAUUCGUGACCUAUCAUACCGAAAUGAGCGGUUAAAAUCUGAAUUACGACAAAGAACACUACAAAAACAUUCUGCCUGCGGUGAAAUUGAAAUGAUCAAGUCUGAACAUGUAAAUGUUAAAAAAGAACUUGCUGUUUUGGCAGAAUUGAAUCGAAAGUUGGAAGAAGUCCAUUCAUCUUUGCAAGAGGAUAAUAAGAAAUAUAGAAGUGCAAAUGAACAAUUGCAAGUAGAUAUGCAGACGUUAAAAUCUUCAUUUGAAAAUUUAUUAGCGAAAGAAUUGGAAAAACAAAAGUCUGAAUUUUUACAACAAGAGAAUGAGUUACUUAAAAAGUUAUCCUUAGAUUAUAACUAAAUUUUUAUUGUUAUUAGUUUUGAUAUAUUGCUGUGUAAAAUUGAGUAUGCUUUAUUUAGUUUUGAGAUGUGCAAAUUUGUUCUUAUAUGAAACAGAGGAAGAAUGUUAUAACUUUGUUGAAAUAAUUUAUGAAUGUGUUUUAAAAAUGUAGACUGAUGCAGAAAUAAUGUAAAAACUUGAGGUAGCACCUCUCAAAUAAAUACUUUUUUGAUGAAGCACACUUCCUUUAUUUAGGAAAAAAAUAAAAAUAAGUCUCUCUGAUUAAGUCCUUCAGGGCAUCAGACAUAAUACAAAAUUAUCACAAAAAGGGAAUGCUUUUGAGUUUGAUUACUGUGUUAGAGAACACUUGUUUGAAUUGGAGCUAGUAAUUAUUAAGUAAAAAGCUCCAAAUAAAUAUUUUCUAUUAAAUCAUUCCUCUUGCUAAAGCUCCUUCUUCCGUACGUGGUUUUGAAAUAAGUACCUUGGGUGCUAAAUCAAGCAUUUGCAGUGAUUUACCCUUUUUAUUAUUUAUUUUUAUUAUUUUUGGGUUUAAAAAUGAGUGAGUUGUUUUAUCAUGAUAAUGUAGUUUUUUAAAGGGAUGUAACCCUAUCGUAGAAAUUUUUAAAGCAAAUUAAUCUUUUUAGCAAUUGUCUAGAUUUUUUUAUCGGUGCUUUUCCAAUGUUUGCAUAAAUCUGUAAAAAGCAAAAAUUUAUAUGUGUUACUUCUUAAUUUCAUCUUUGGGCAACAUUUUAUUAAUUUAUGAUUUUAAUAAUUAAUUUAUUCCAUAGGUAGUUUGAUUCUAUCAAUUUUUGUGGAAAUUAGCACAAUUUUUACUAUAUUUUUAGCUUUGUUUUAGACUACUAAAUUUGUAAUUAUAUUGUUGAAAUGGCUGAAAGACAAAAUGUGAUAAAAUGUUGUAUUCUGUCAGCAACAUUGUAUC
Molecule: messenger RNA, 3781 nt
Organism: Hydractinia symbiolongicarpus
Lineage: Eukaryota; Metazoa; Cnidaria; Hydrozoa; Anthoathecata; Hydractiniidae
Product: myosin-11-like
Exons: 2
Coding region: 85-2862 (925 amino acids)
Source: RefSeq, a predicted model, not a curated record